Tremella mesenterica DSM 1558 is the source of this 705-nucleotide messenger RNA. RefSeq lists its product as uncharacterized. Gene Ontology annotation, molecular function: cysteine-type deubiquitinase activity. Bases 1 to 705 code for a protein of 234 amino acids. Gene Ontology annotation, biological process: protein deubiquitination. The transcript has 5 exons. Lineage: Eukaryota; Fungi; Basidiomycota; Tremellomycetes; Tremellales; Tremellaceae. The record is from RefSeq and is a predicted model, not a curated record.
AUGGUCAGUGUUGGAGGAGGAGAAGGGAAAGGGAAAAAGAAAAGUAGUAAACAAAGAUUUGCAGAAAGACAAGCAAGAAAACAGGAAGCUCUUUUAGCCGUUGCACCACCAGUAGACCCAAAUUGGAGUGCUCAGUUAGAAAAAGAGAGACAAGAAGAGAUUCAAGUGAUUUCGGACGCCUGUGAGGUUUUAGGGAGAGAGCUAUACGAGAUACCUCCUGAUGGUCAUUGCAUGUUCAAUGCCAUCGGAGACCAACUCUACCAACUAGGUCUCAUUGCAGCUCAUCAAGCUACAAACCCUCUUUACACUCGACGGAAAGCAUCAGAAUAUAUGCUAGCUCAUAAAGACGAUUUCAUGCCUUUCGUACCUGGUAUCAAUGGUGAAGAUGCGGUUGGAGCGACUGAUGAUGGGGUUAUCACCGAAAAAGAUUUUAGGAAAUAUUGUAAACUUGUUGCUGAGACUGGAGAAUGGGGUGGGGAGCCAGAGAUCCAAGCUUUGACCAGAGCAUUCAACAUCCCCAUUCACGUAAUACAAAGAGGACCGCCAACCGUUGUCUCUCACGGAGGACCGGGUGAUACGUUCGGAGGAGCAAUGACAGCGGAACAAUCAGCAGCAGCAGGAGAUCGUGUGGUGAGGAUAAGCUAUCAUAAACGAAUGUAUGGAUUAGGAGAGCAUUAUAACAGCUUACGAAAGAAAGUCAUUUGA